Messenger RNA from Sinocyclocheilus rhinocerous, 4510 nucleotides. RefSeq names its product actin-binding protein anillin-like. The transcript is spliced from 24 exons. The record is from RefSeq and is a predicted model, not a curated record. Lineage: Eukaryota; Metazoa; Chordata; Actinopteri; Cypriniformes; Cyprinidae. Gene Ontology annotation, biological process: mitotic cytokinesis; septin ring organization; actomyosin contractile ring assembly. Gene Ontology annotation, cellular component: actomyosin contractile ring. The coding region runs from base 142 to 3732 and encodes 1196 amino acids.
GUGAGCAAGCGCUAAAUUCAAAAUUCAAAACAGCUGAGGAGCGUGUGGCGUGAGAGAGAGCGGAGAGACUUUUACUCCCUCAUCAGACAAAUAAAGAAGAAAAACAAAGAGGAUUGUGCUUUGAUUUAAGUCUAUAUCAGGAUGGACCCAUUCACGGAGAAACUGUUAGAGCGCACACGUGCUCGUAGAGAAAAUCUGCAGAGGAAGAUGGCGGAGAGACCAACGGCGGCCAACCGUCCAAUGGCUAAAAGGACAAGAGAGCCACUGAUAGACACAAACAGUGUCAUAAGUGAGCCGACCAUUGAAAAAGCACUUCCCUCUUCCAACCCAUCCCCCUCAAAGCGUCGCUGUUCAGAUGAAAAUGCUCUCCUUUCUGAAGAAGAAAACAAACAACCAGUGGCCCCGCAUGUGACCGCCUCUGAGCCCAUGACGGACAAGAAGCCACCCCUGGUGCCAAGCAGUGCUCGUCCCAUGCCCAUGGAGCAAAGGUCUGCUCAUUGUACACCAGAACCAGAGGUGCUGCCCACUCGACCUCCUUCAGACACUGAAAAGUUAAUGCGCCCUCCUCAGUCUCCAGCAAAAAGCACAGAUAAGCAUGCUGCUCUAGAUGGAGCCAAAGAGGCACAGAAAGAUGCACCAACCCCAGGCAUCUCCAGCAUGAGAUCUCGACUACAGAGACUGGCUGAGCAAAGGCAGUACUGGGACUCUGAGGGGACCUCAGAAACAAUCCCAGAGAGUGUAGUUUUAUCUCCUCUGAAGUCUCACAAAGUGGAUCUCCCUCCUGCUACUCCAACAAACUCUGAGCUCCCCGUUGGAAGAAAGGGUAGACUGGCAAACCUUGCUGCCACAAUUGGUUCCUGGGAAGAUGCCCUUGGACACCUGCCGCCUCCCCGGGACAAUGCACAACCACAGCCUGGCACGGCCUGUGUGUGCCCACCAGUAAGUACAGUGACGAGCAACAGUUCCAAGCCAAGUCCUGCUGUGGAACGACCUCAGACUGCCCAACCAGCUCAACACAAGUCUGUUGACAGCGGUCAGCAGGUGGGUCAAGCCAAAAACAGAUUCUGUUCUAUCCUUUUUAUUAUGUAUUAUUCUCCAGUCAAGUCAACCAGAGUGGUUCCACCUAGUCCUCAGAAGACCGAGUUUCCUCAGUCCAGACUGGCUCAAGCAGAUCCCUCUCCUGUUUCCAGCCCACUGAAGAUUUACUCCUCCACUCAGCCCUCCAGUCCACUUAAAUCUUUGAAAGCAUCUUCCUCCAGUCCCCACAGAGGUUAUGUCUCUCAGAGCCCCCUGAAGAACCAGGGCCCAUCUAAGUUGAAUUCUGGAGCAGCACUUAAUUCAAGCCCUGCAAAACCAAUUUUGACACCUAAACCCUCUUCUACUGCUGAUGUUACUGUCAUACAUCAGAGUCGUGAGAGAUUUACCAAGGACACGAGUCACACGACACUCAUACAGCACAGAGACCUAGCUGGAACUACUGGUCAUAGGGGUCAAGUCAUUUUUGGAGAAAGGUGCCAGGAGCGCAACCAGAAUUCUCUACUAUUCUCUAGGGCUACUCCCUCUGCCACCCCCAAGUCCAGGCUACUCCAGGAGAGGCUGGGGUGCGCCCAGGCCACCUCUACCACAGCUGUCCUUACUCAGAAGCAGAAAAUGGAGCGAGAGGCAGAACUGGCACAAAUUCAUAAUCGAUUUCAAAAAGGCAACAUGUUGAGGAGCAAAGAGGAUCUUAGUAAGGUCAAGAAUGACCCUGAAAACAAGGAAAUUGAACUGUCUGUACAGAGUCAGACUUCUGUGCCAGUGCAUGAUUAUGAGCCUUCUACGCCAGUGCCUGAAGUACUCAACAGCCCUUCUAAAUAUAGUGAAAAAGAGAAGGAGUGUGCUCUUCCAAGCCCUGCAAAGGAAGUUGAAUUUAAAGAAGAGAUUCCUAUAGUGAAAGAGCAAGAGGAAGUAAAAGAAGUAGAUGAAGUGCAUGAGAUUGAGAUGAACGUGGAUGGUUCCGUUAACUCUGAGGUGAUAAAUGAGCUGUUUGAUGGAGUCCUGGAGGAGAGCAAGGAGAAAAGUGAUGAGGAGGAUGCAGAAGAAGAUGCUCUGAAUAUCUCCUCCAUGUCUCUCCUUGCUCCACUUGCAGAGACGGUAGCAGCUGUGGUCAAGAGCCCAGAAAGAAAGCCUAUGACAUCGACUCCUGCCAGCUCAUUUAUUGAGAAGAGUUCCACCCCUGAGAGUGUAUCCAGGCCCAGUAAGUUCCAAAGGACACGCAUGUUACGAGCUGGAUCAUCUGACGGCAUCAAUGUCAUAGAUGAGCAGCAAAACCAGAACCUUCUCUACAGCAUUGAUGCCUACAGAUCCACAAGGGUUAAGACAGAGUCAGAGAGACCUCAUGUUAAACAGGUGAUCGUGAGGAAAGAGGAUGUGUCUCAGAGAAUGGAGACCAAUGGGAGCCCCAGUCACAUCAACAUCAAGCAGAAAAUGAAGAUGUUGACCAAUGAGAUGAACCUGCAGCAGACAGUGAUCCAUCAGGCUAGUCAGGCUCUCAACUGCUGCACAGAUGAAGAACAUGGGAAAGGAUCUCAAGUGGAGGCUGAGGCUGAGAGACUGCUGCUUAUUGCCACCGAAAGGAGGGCCGCCCUGAAGGCUGAUUUGGACCAGUUAAAAGCAGAAGGUCCAACAGCCCAGAAGAAAAGCACAAGCAGUGCCCAGGUGGAUAUGGGUUUACCUGCUUCUAAAGGGUCCAUCUCACUGCUGGAGCUGCGGCUCCCUCUGAAGGCUGACUUUAUCUGUUCUUCUGCCAACAAGCCUGAAUGUGGAAACCAUUACUUCUUUGUGAUGAUCCGUGCUGGAGCUGAGAACACCGUGGCGACUCCUCUUGCAAGCACACGCACUGGUCUAAGUGGCGAUGCUUUGACCUUCUCCACCAAAUUCACUUUGUCUGAUGUCUCUAAUGACUUUGAGAUUGAUAUUGAGGUGUACUGUUUUGUUCAGAAACGGGAGCUGAACCCUGACAAGAGGAAAAAGCCCAACAAGUCAAAGGCUAUCACACCAAAAAGGUUCCUUGCUAUCUCUAAGAGCAACCUCCAAACACCUGUUGUGGCUAGCCCCGGUGGUCCAAACGCAGUGCGCACCAGUAGCUUUGUACUUGUAGGAUCACACAAGCUAACUCUAGCCUCUAUUGGGAAAAACAACUUCCUGCUGGAGAAGAUCAAAUAUGAAGGGGUUGAAAGAGAGCUGCUCAGUGACAUGUUUCACAAAAAGGUACCUUUCCUUUGUCCUUUGGAGGGGCACGUUUACCUGAAAAUGCAGUGCGAGGUUGGCUCACGGAUAGAAGAAAGAGGCUUCCUGACUAUGUUUGAGGAUGUCAGUGGAUUUGGAGCCUGGCACAGGAGGUGGUGUGUCCUUUCAGGAUACUGCAUCUCUUUUUGGACCUACCCUGAUGAUGAAAAACGAAAGAAUCCAAUUGGUCGCGUUAACCUUGCCAACUGUACGAGUCGUAAAGUGGAGCCGGCAAACAGAGAGUUCUGUGCCCGGCCCAAUACCUUUGAGCUCAUCACUGUGAGACCACAGAGGGAGGAUGACAGAGAGACCCUGGUCAGCCAGUGCAAGGACACUCUGUGUGUUACAAAGAACUGGCUGAGUGCCGACACUAAGGAUGAGAGGAAUCUGUGGAUGCAGAAGCUGAACCAGAUCUUGGUAGACCUGCGCAUGUGGCAGCCAGAUUCAUGCUAUAAACCCAUGUAAGGCUGCUCUCAUCGGGCACCAAGGGCCAAAAGUAUCCUAGUCUGACUUUCACAUUGACUGUGUAUAUGUCAGAUUUGGAAGUGCAAUAUGGCAUCAUAGUUACACAGUGUUUACAGAUACAUUUUACAAGUUUGUUGUUAGAAAUUUGACGAAAGUAAAAAAAAUUAAAAAAAAUUCAAUAAAGCCAUAAAUUAAGAGACAUUUCAAUUAAAGGACAAAAUGCUUUGCCUUACAAGGGUUUUCAGGUAUGUUUUUGAUACUUUUGUCUGUAAUUUAGCAAGGAUUGUUUGAAGACUAAUGAAAGUGUGUUUGCUUUGUUAGACUGUCAAUUUUUAUAUGUAUAAAUGUCUUUUGCAUGACUGCUGUCUGCUGAGAUACCUGCUGUAGUCAGAUUUCUCAGAAUAUUCAUCAAGCAAGACAGGAGGCAAUGUCCUGAAUCCUUAAAUGAACGACACAUUUAAUGUCAGUACUUUGUGGUGACAAAUUUCAUUUUCAUAUUAAGGACUGCCAAAACCCAUGAUCUGUUUUUAUAUCUGUAUAUUUACUGUUAUAGGGAUGACUUAAAUUUUUGCUCAUCUGUUCCAGGAAUCAGAAUUUUAUUUUUUGGGGGGUUUGGUUAGAUUAGAGUUAUGAAAUUUAUAUUUAUAUAUCAUUUUCUUUAAGUAAACAGUGGGGAGCUCACUUGGAUAAUGAAAGGGAAUGGGCUUUUUUUUCUCUCCUUUUUUGGACAUUUAUGGCCAAUGUUGGUCUUUCUGUGGCUGAAAAAAUGCAUACAAUU